CUUUUUAAGUAAGCGCAAGAGGAAAAAAGAAAACCUUCCAUCACUCUCGUGUUUGUAAAAGCUGUCAGCAAUCCUGAGCUGAUUGUAAAGGGUUUUACAGCUAUAUGUUUCAAUAGCUAAAACAUCUGUUCAGCAACGUUGUGAAAUCCUCGUGUUCGGCACCCCUGAUAAAGGGGUCUGCUGAGCGAUUGGCUCAUAGAUGCUCUACAGGCAGCAAGGGCUGUACAUACAGUGGUGACCGCUUGCCUUUCCUCCUCCUGGUCAGAGGAAAACGUAGGAGACAGCUACUAUUUUACGCGUGAUUUUCCUUUGAGGGGGGAGAGCAGGAAGUGCCUAGGAAAUGGUUCACGACAGAAACCUGGAGUUGUAAAUAGAAGAGAGGAGGAGAGGAGCUCAUGGGUUCAGUUUGUGAGCAGUUGAAAUACUGAUACCACAGCAGCAGAGAAAAAGCAGGCUUCUGUGACAGCGAGCACGUCCCAAGCUAUCCUGAUGGAAGGAGAGACAGUACCCGAGGCCAGGAGAGCAGCCAGCAAAGCCACGCGGAUCGCCCUCGGCGUCUUUGUGAGCGGCACCGUUGUGCUUGGCACCGUACUUUUCUUGGUUAGCCAAGGUCUUAUAAAGUUUCAUCCAAAGCAACAGUACUGUUUGACCUCAGAAUGCAUUGAAGCUGCUGCUGCCAUCCUAAGCAAGAUAAAUCAAUCCGUAGAUCCCUGUGAGAACUUUUAUCGAUUUGCAUGUGAUGGCUGGAUUUAUAAUCACCCAAUUCCUGAAGACAUGUCAAACUAUGGUGUUUAUCCUUGGCUGCGACACAACGUGGACCUCAAACUAAAGGCAUUGCUUGAGAAACCCAUCAGCAAAAGACGAGACAGUGAAGCUGUGCAGAAGGCCAAGACCCUUUACACAUCCUGCAUGAAUGAGAAUAAAAUUGAAAAAGCCGACAUGAAACCCCUGUUAAGCAUACUGAGGCAUUCACCUUUCCGCUGGCCUGUGCUGGAAUCCAACAUUGGACUUGAAGGGCUGUGGUCAGAAAGGAAGUUCAGCUUAGUCCAAGCCUUGGCAACUCUUCGUGGUCAAUACAGUAACUCUGUCUUUAUCCGUUUAUAUGUGGCUGCUGACGACAAAAUCUCCAAUCAGUAUAUCCUGAAGCUCGACCAAGCAAGCCUCUCUCUUGCAUCUCGAGAGGAUUACUUAGAAAAUACCACAGAAGCCAAAUCUUACAGAGAUGCCUUUUUGCAGUUCAUGGUUGAUACAGCAGUGCUUCUGGGCGCAAACGCUUCACGAGCUGAAUCUGAUAUGAAGUCGGUUCUAAGACUGGAAGUUAAAAUAGCUGAGAUCAUGAUUCCUUAUGAAAAUCGAACAAUUGAGGUGAUGUACAACAAAAUGAACAUAUCGGAGCUUAGUGCCAUGAUUCCUCAGUUUGACUGGCUGGGAUACAUCAAGAAGGUGAUUGACACCAGACUCUAUCCUGAGCUCAAAGAUAUAGGUCCUUCAGAAAAUGUGAUUGUCCGUGUUCCCCAGUACUUCAAAGAUUUAUUCAGGAUACUAGAAAAUGAAAGGAAAAAGACUCUUGCCAACUAUCUGGUGUGGAGGAUGGUUUAUUCAAGGUUAUUUAACCUCAGUAGACGUUUUCAGUAUCGGUGGCUGGAAUUUUCUCGGGUGAUCCAUGGAACCACAACUCUGCUGCCCCAGUGGGAAAAAUGUGUGGACCUCGUUGAAAGUGCACUCCCUUAUGUUGUGGGCAAGAUGUUUGUGAACGCUCAUUUUCAAGAAGACAAGAAAGAGAUGAUGGAGGAGUUAACUGAAGGAAUUCGCUGGGCUUUUAUUGACAUGCUGGAAAAGGAAAAUGACUGGAUGGACUCUGAAACAAAAAGAAAAGCUUAUGAGAAGGCAAAAGUAGUUAUGGCAAAAGUGGGUUACCCUCAGUUUAUAAUGAAUGACACAUAUAUUAAUGAAGACAUCAAAACACUGAAGUUUACAGAAAGUGACUAUUUUGGCAAUGUGUUGCAAACUCGCAAAUAUGCAGCCCAGUCUGAUUUCUACUGGCUUAGAAAAGAAGUUCCAAAAACAGAGUGGUUUACAAGCCCGACAACUGUAAAUGCUUUUUAUAGUGCAUCUACCAACCAGAUCAGAUUCCCAGCAGGAGAACUGCAAAAGCCUUUCUUUUGGGGAACAGAGUAUCCUAGGUCAUUAAGCUAUGGUGCCAUAGGAGUAAUUGUUGGCCAUGAGUUUACUCAUGGAUUUGAUAGCAAUGGUCGGAAAUAUGACAAAAAUGGAAAUUUAGACCCUUGGUGGACAACUGACUCUGAAGAAAAAUUUAAAGAGAAAACAAAAUGCAUGAUUAAUCAAUACAACAAUUACUACUGGAAGAGAGCUGGCUUACAUGUGAAAGGCAAGAGGACUUUGGCAGAAAACAUUGCAGAUAAUGGAGGUUUGAGAGAGGCUUUCAGGGCAUACAGGAGAUGGAUUACAGAAAAGCGGGGAGGGGAAGAAGAGCCUUUACUGCCAGGCCUUGAGUUCACACACAACCAGCUUUUCUUUCUGAGUUAUGCCCAUGUAAGAUGCAACUCCUUUAGACCAGAAUCUGCAAGAGAGCAAAUACAUGUUGGAGCUCACAGCCCUCCUGAGUUCAGAGUUAUCGGUGCCAUGAGCAACUUUGAAGAGUUCCGUAAAGCUUUCAAUUGCCCAACAAAUACGACGAUGAACCGAGGGGUGGAAUCCUGCCGGCUGUGGUAGACGUCCCUUCCAGGUCUUCUGUCAAGGUCUGCAAGGUCAGCUGCUGCACCUGAGCUCAAGCCCACUGCUAGAGUUUCAGAAUAACAUUCUGCAGUCUGGAGAGGGGUUACUUCAAAUGCAUCUUCCUUAUCCAUGCUGAUAACCUGUGUGGAACUAAUCACUCUCUAUCCAGAGCCUAAAAACUUUUGAAAUAAGAGAAGCUGAUAGGUCUUCUUUAGUAAUAAUUUAAAAAAGGAACUCUUUUUAUUCAUAAAGCUACUACUGUUCAUCUGGAGUUGCAUUGCUGUUGAUGGGUAACUGCCAUUACAAAUUCUAAUUCCUGAUUUAUAACCGAGCAAGAGGUAAAAGUUAAAAUCCAGUUUUAAUCUAUUGCUCUGCAGGAGUGCUAUACAGAAUGUUCCCACACAAAAUUCAUUCUUUCUGGAUGAAGAAAUUCAUGAGACCUGCUAUAAAGCCAGCUCUGAUCUGCUGUGUGAUACAGCAUUUUCAUAACUUAAACUGUCACUGCCCAGCACGCUAUAAAUGAUGUUGCAUGGUGUAAAGAUACAAGACUUUAUAUAAAUUCAGUUUAAUAUGCCAGGUUAGUGCCUCAGGUUUUAGAACAAUUCCAAGCUGAGAAAGGACCUCAUGGCUUCCAUGUGCUAGGACUAAACAGAAAGGAUACUUGUCAGAUCCUGGCCUCUUCUAAUUUUAGAACAGCUUAUGGUAAAAAUCAAUGUAUGGUGAAAAUCAGAGGCUUGCAGAGGGAAUUCCCAGCACCAUGAUACUCAGAAAUGUUAUGGCACUUAUUCCAGUUUACAGUGUGGGCAGUUUUUUUCCCCAAGGGUUCAUUUUUACCUUGUGCUGAAGGUAGCCUCACCUACAUUUAUUUUUAAGCCUGAAAUACUAUACCAGUUUUAAUUUAGGGAUUUCUUAGUGUCUGGGUCUUAGAGAGGAAUGUAAGUAGUGUGUAUGCUUGUCCUCACGUUCUGGGCAGGGCAGGGUGACGUGACUUUAAGGAAAGAAGACUUUGUGACUGAAAAACAGAGUAUCAACAGCAUUUAACUUGUCUGGAUAAAAAGAGAAAUUCAGGAAUAAAGAACUUUUAAAUAUAGUAUACACACAGGCCAGUUGAGUUUUUAAUUUGAUUUCUAAUAAUAUUAAUUAAAAAAACAUUUUAUUGCAGCAGAACAACUUUAACACAUAACUAUUACUAAGGCAGGGGGAACAAAACAGCUCUUUCUUCCCCAACAGAAAGAUAUCUAUUUAAUGGGUAUUUAUUUAUACCUUGUGCAUUAAUUCAUUUUUACACGGUCAAAUUGUUUCAAAUGGGGAGAGAGUUUCUUUAGACCAAUUUAAUUACUGUAAAUCUAUAUAUGUGUCUCUAUGUAUAUACUUUAUAUAUAUAUACAAAAAUAUAUUAAUUCUUCUAUUUGCUUAAAUUUUAUUUUAUCAGUAUAGAAAUGUUAGUAAGAGAAACUUUUUUUACAAGGAUUGGUCAAAUAUUUUCCAACAGUCAAGGUAAAGGAAGGUUCAAUAGAAGCUAAGAUUUUGCAAAUGGGGUUAGUUUCCUAUGUUUCUUUAUAAAGAAGAGAGACAUCAUGGAAAUAUAAUUUAUGGAAGGAAACUGGCCUUCAAGCUACCUUCCAGAGAGAAGGAAGCUGAGACUCCUGAACUCAAGGCACAGUUGCCACUUCUUAGAAACAAAAUAUUAUGUUUUGGGACCAGGACUUUCUUUUUUCACUUUUUCCCUGAAAAAGUAAAAUCUUCUUAAGAGGAAAAGCACUUUUGCUUCCUUCAAGCCAGCUCUAUUCCUGAACUCCGUGGAUUACAGUUUGUCAUUUGAAUUGCCACUACUAAAUUUUUUUUUCCUGGAAAUACUGUUCACAUAAACUGUUUAGAUGUCAGUAUUUUCAUAGAGACUUUCCCCAAACAAGCAGGUAUGCAUCUUGAGCAAAGUGAUACUCUUUGCCUACUAAUGGGGAAUUUCCUUAGCAAAUUGAGUGCUGUACUGAAUUAAUUCCUGUGCUCCUAUGAGCAGUGACAUGACUUGAUGUUGGCUGUUUUUGGUCAAUAGCACUAAGUUCAGGGGUAACAUCCUGGCCCCAUUAAAGGUAGUACCGAUACGGUCGUUGUCCUCAGAAAAGUCAGGACAACAACUCAAACACUUAUCUAAAGUCUAAAUUACUGGACUAUGCAAAGCCGAUUUCGCAACAGUCAGCUUCGAGUUUUCUAAUUUUAUCUCUCAGGUCAGAGAUGCAUUUACCAGGGAUCCUCUCUCAUGGCUAUUUUCCAGUGGGACAGAUUCCUUCAUUUUGUGGUUUAUGGGAUUGUUUCUCUGUACUGGAUAGCGAUUUCUUCUGAAAUGCCUGAUGUUCGCUGCCGUAAAUGCUGCUCUUGCUGCUCUUGCUGGGCUUGGAUUUUUCAUGUUUAAUACCAAGGAUUUUUGAACUGUGGUAAACAUUUUCUCAACAGCACAGGAACCACAGCAAAACUGUGUAAUCCUUACUCGGGCAUCUCUUGCAGCAGGCAGUGGGCCAGGUCCUGGGAUGGGGGGACAGUAAGGAGCUGGAGGGUUUGGGGGUGAUGCACUAGGAGGGAGGAAGAAAGGGCAUGGCCAGAUUUUGGAACUUGGUUUUAGCAGCUGAGAGGGGGCCUGUGUGUUCCCAGAAAAGCCAGAAGUCCUUGCUGCUGACCAGCACAUUCAUCGGUAGCAUCCAAGCUUGAGAAACCCUGGCUGUUGACUCAGGUUUUCAGUACUUUGGGCUUCAGUCUUGCAUAUGCCUGUGGGAGGAUCCCAACCUGCCUUGCUUGCUCACUUUUUACCUCAAGCCAAAGAGCUGAUAAUGCAAUUUACAGUUCACUUUGAAGUCAGCUAUUUAGGUACCAGUUGGAAAGCAAAGCAGAAGGUAAUUAAACGCAUUCUUAAAACUUGGUCACCAAAGACAGCUAAAGCAUAGCAAUGGUUUGUGAGGUCUUGUCCUACUGCCUCCAUUUUAUCAGACUCCCUGGCCCUGCUUUGUUUUCACAUUGUGCCUCCUGGGUCUAUGGUAGCAAUGUCUUGCUGCAUUGCUGCGAGGCUCACCUAUUACAUCUAUGCAAACAGAUCCUUCAUCAUAUAUAUUCUUCUCCCAGAGCUUUUAAAUUGGUAUUUUUUUUUUAAUUGCCAGUAAUUAUGUCAACACUCUUUUUCCUUUAAGCAUAUUGUGAAAUGUUUCUUCCUGUUGGGUCAGUAAUCUUCUCUUCCAGUGAUCAGGUAGGGAAAGAACACCUAUAAACAGAUCAUUUUUACCUAUGUAAAUUUGGAGAUAUUUUCUACUGUGUAGACAUAAAGAAACAAUCCCUACUCCUGUCCCACAUCCCCUUCUUUGGGUCCUGAAAAUAUGUAAACCUUUGUAAAGCCCAACCCUGAAAACACUAAAACACCACCUUAUACACUGUGAGUAUUGCUGCUGAUCGCGUUGUGAAACAGUGAGCUUUAAGCACAAGUAGCUCUCUGAAAAUGCAGCUGUGCUGUUCACCUGUGUAAACUGCUUAGGUGUGUAAAUGAUGUCCCAGCUGGGUCUGGAUGCCGAAGGACCAAAAAACCCAGCUGCAUUAUACAGCUCUGCCUUGUGUUCUGUGCAGGGAGACUUCAGCAUUCUUUAUGUAGGUACACUAUUAUAGCUCUCAAUGUUUGAAUUAUUUAUAAAAUAAUCAAGUGGUAUAACUUUUCAUUGAGUAUUAUUCAACAAAUUACGUGCUUAGAAGUAUAUCUCACAGCAAUGUUUUAUAUAUAUCUGUCUGUAAAGAAAUAUUAAAAGCUUGAUGACUCAAAAGGCAGAACUAUAGUGAGUUUUGUGUUUAUGUCUUUUUAAUCUGGAGCUUUAUUUUGCUAGUUGCUCUAUUGUACUUUUUAAAUUUUCUUCUUCCAUAUUAUGUUGAUAGACUUUUUAAAGACACCUGUAUUAGCCAAUAAAAGCCAAAGUGAUGAAGAAUUUUCCUGUGCUUGCAGUAUGGCAAAAGCUGCUUGGCCUGUCACUGUCCAUCUCUACAAUGUUACCUCUGUAAUAUA
This is a messenger RNA of Phalacrocorax carbo (great cormorant), 6766 nucleotides long. Lineage: Eukaryota; Metazoa; Chordata; Aves; Suliformes; Phalacrocoracidae. The record is from RefSeq and is a predicted model, not a curated record.